AUGGUAGAAAGACUCAAAGGAGCAUUCCAAGAUAUUAUCUCUCCCAACCAGUUGGCCUUCGUCCUUGAUCGUAUCAUAUCUGAUAACAUCUUCAUGGCUCACGAGAUCUACCAUUACAUCAAGCACCAAAAGAAGGGAAAGAAGAAGCUCCUUGGGUUGAAAUUGGAUAUGCGCAAGGCCUAUGAUAGACUGGAAUGGCCAUUUGUUCGAGAAGCUCUCUUGAAAUUGGGUUUUUGUAACGGAUGGGUGAAUUUGACAACAAUACAAAGCAGCUUAAGAUCAAAUGCAGACAGAAAGAAAACUAAUGCAUAUGUUGCAAAAUGGUUUUAUGAAGCUGGCAUCCCAUUCAAUACUGUCAAGUUAAGGAGCUUUGAGGAGAUGGUUGAAGCCAUUGCACAGUUUGGGUCAGGAUAUAAGCCCCCUUCUUACCAUGAGUUGAGAGUGCCCUUGCUACAGGAUGAAAAAGCUCAGAUUGACUAUGUAUCUAGUGAGUCUCAAUAUGCAGCCAUGUUAUUUCAGCUGCUUGAUAGUAAAAUUGAAGAAAUUGGGGAGGAUAAUGUGGUACAAGUAGUUACAGACAAUGCAGCUAAUUAUGUUGCAGCUGGUAGAAUGAAAAAGACAAAUGGAAUAGAUCUGGUGAGGUCUGGAGUUACAAGAUUUGCUACCUCAUUCUUGACACUACAAAGUUUGUACAAGAACAAGGAUGCCUUGAAGCAAUUAUUUGUAUCUGAUGAUUGGAAUAGUUCUAAGUUGUCCAAGACAGAGGCAGGUAAGAAAGUACUUGAGACAAUACUUGCACAAACAUUCUGGAACAGUAUAAAAGUAAAUUUUGCCAACAAAGAACGGUCAUGGAAGAAGGUGUUAGCAAUUAUUGAUGAUCGUUGGGAGGUCCAAAUGGAUCGACCUUUAUAUGCUGCUGCCUUUUACCUAAAUGCUAGCAAAUAUUUUGACUACAUCAAUGAUGCCCCUUUUGAAGAAUCAUGUAAAAUACAAGAUGCAUUCAUGUCAGUUAUUGAAAGAAUGGUGCCCGACUUAACUGUGCAAGACAAGAUCAUACGUGAGUCUCAAUUGUACAGAAAAUGUGAAGGUAGCUUUUCAAGGAGUUUGGCUUUUAAACAACGGAUAGUCGGUGAAGGAGCAUUGGAUCCUAUCUCUUGGUGGCAAACACAUGGAUCUUCGGCCCCUACGCUUCAACAAUAUGCAAUACGCAUAUUAGGCCUUUGUUGCUCCGCUUCCGGUUGUGAGCGCAAUUGGAGCACAUUUGAUUUUAUUCACACCAAGAAGAGGAAUAGACUAGAACAUCAGCGCUUGAAUGAUCUAGUCUAUAUCCAAUACAAUCGUCGGCUUCAUUCAAGGUUCCAAGAAAGAAUGGAAAAAGGCAGCAAUUGUGAUCCAUUAAUUCUUGAUGAAAUGAAUUGGAGUAGUGAAUGGAUAACAGGGGAUCAAGAAGAUGGAGAUUUAGUCCAUCCUGGAGACGACCUCACAUGGGGAGAUGUUGAUAGAGCAGUUGGUGCAUCUACAUCGGUGGGGGGUCGUAAUUUACCUAGGAGGGCUCAAGGAUCAACAAGUGCAGCCAAUAUUUUCUACACACGUCGUGGUAGGGGAAGGGCCACUAUUGAGGAAUCAUCAGAUGAUGAAGUUGAAGAAGAGGUCCACGAUGUGGUGCGUGAUGAUGAAGAUAUUGAAGAAGACUUUGGUGAUGGGCCAACUGAUUCUAUGAAUCAACAACAACAGGAGGGAGAAGAAUUAGAUGGGGUUAAACAUUAA
Molecule: messenger RNA, 1767 nt
Organism: Macadamia integrifolia
Lineage: Eukaryota; Viridiplantae; Streptophyta; Magnoliopsida; Proteales; Proteaceae
Exons: 8
Coding region: 1-1767 (588 amino acids)
Molecular function (GO): protein dimerization activity
Source: RefSeq, a predicted model, not a curated record